UUUAUUGCGUUUUGGUAUUUUUGUAGUCGGAGUCAGCUGACAAAUGUUUUGAGUUUAAUUUUCAACAGCACGUUUUUGAUGAAAUGCACUCGGCUGCAACUCGACCAUCCACGACGUAUAUCCCAGCACCCAGCAUCAGCUCGACCAUCCACGACGUAUAUCCUAGCACACAGCAUGAGCGGAUUGCAUUCCUGGCGGCAGCGCACGUUAGUGUCCUGUUGUUAGUCGCCCCUGGCUGCCCCAGCCACAGUUGAAGAUGAGAUUGUUCGGAGUUCGGCCAAUUUGCAGUGGGCCACGAAAUCCCUCUGACGAAGGCGCAAGUGGGCCCGUGCGCAGCGCCGAUGUCCAUUUGUUCUCGAAUAGCAGUGCAACAGUCAACCAGGCGGCAAUUCACGUCUUAAACGUCUUAGCGUGCGACAUCAGCAGUUCGCCGUAACUGCGGAAGCGCCCAACUGUGUUACACUGCCGGCAUGCAUAGCCACCAUGGCCCAGGAUGGAGGUGGGGUCAAUUGAGACCUGUACAAUUCGCAGUAGGCUCUGUAUCCUUUCCCUUUGAGAUGAGUAAAUGUUAAUUGUACCCUUCCUCUUAGGAUCUUCAAAGUGACAUUCGUCCGGGAAGCAGCCCAGAGCAGAGCGCGUUUACAGACUACAUACGAGAGGCCGUAGUGGAACACCCAGCGGCACGCAGACGUACCAGAGCAUGCUUCUGGGAGCUAUGCUUUGUCCACGAAUCAGUUCCGACAGCCUUGGUUCCCUCACUGACGGCGUGCUUGGCCAACUCUCCGGGCAGGAGCAGGCGAACAGCCGUUUGGAUCUCCCGACUGGUUAUGGUCGAGCGCUUGUUGUAGUGAGCCAGACGAGACGCCUCGGCAGCAAUGCGCUCGAAGAUAUCAUUCACAAAGCUGUUCAUGAUGCUCAUCGCCUUCGACGAAAUGCCGGUGUCAGGGUGGACCUGCUUCAGGACCUUGUAAAUGUAGAUGGCGUAGCUCUACUACCUCUUGCGCUUCUGCUUCUUAUCGGUCUUGGUGAUGUUCUUCUGGGCUUUGCCAGCCUUCUUGCCUGCCUUUCCACUAGUUUUCGGCGGCAUUUUUCACUUCACUUAUGAUUUCACAAACACAACUCACUGCCAAUUUCAUGUAGACAUAUAGGAAAUAAUGUCGAUGUCUUAUAGAAUACAUGUUAAUAUCAUUUAAAUAAAUCGUGUGUAUAUUUAAAAUGCUUUAAUAGUGAAUAUUUAAUACAUGCAUACCUUAUGUAAAAAAAUGUAGCUUUCGUAAAAUGCAUAUAGAAUUUAAAACUGUGUCAAUUUAUUGAGUCGUGUAAAAUUCUGAAACAAUUCAUUGUUUUAGAAACUUUGUAUUCAUUAUAUGUACAGUUUUUUUUAUAAUUUAUAAAUAAUGCAUCAACACAUAAACUUACAAGGCUUGUAAAAAAAAUUAAUUU
Molecule: messenger RNA, 1443 nt
Organism: Drosophila subpulchrella
Lineage: Eukaryota; Metazoa; Arthropoda; Insecta; Diptera; Drosophilidae
Exons: 2
Coding region: 701-1105 (134 amino acids)
Source: RefSeq, a predicted model, not a curated record